Molecule: messenger RNA, 2112 nt
Organism: Solea solea (common sole)
Lineage: Eukaryota; Metazoa; Chordata; Actinopteri; Pleuronectiformes; Soleidae
Product: mitochondrial intermembrane space import and assembly protein 40-like
Exons: 3
Coding region: 150-599 (149 amino acids)
Biological process (GO): protein import into mitochondrial intermembrane space
Cellular component (GO): mitochondrial intermembrane space
Molecular function (GO): protein-disulfide reductase activity
Source: RefSeq, a predicted model, not a curated record
CGCCCGCAUGUGGGGCAGGUCAGACUCGGGUUAGCUGGACGCCGGGUGUCUAGUCAAAUGAAAUCCUCGCCGCUUUUCAGUAAUUUCUCUCACGCGUGUCAUCUUUCCACACCAAGGACGAAUCUCGACGGACGCAAACGCCUGCAGACAUGUCGUACUGCAAACAGGAAGGUAAAGAUCGCAUCAUCUUUGUGACCAAGGAAGACCACGAGGCGCCCAGCAACGCUGAGCUGAUUGCAGAUGACCCGGAGGAUCCCUACGAGGAGCAAGGUCUGAUCCUGCCAAAUGGGGACAUCAACUGGAACUGCCCGUGUCUGGGCGGCAUGGCCAGCGGACCAUGCGGCUCUCAGUUCAAAGAGGCAUUUUCCUGUUUCCACUACAGUAAAGAGGAAGUGAAGGGCUCAGAGUGCAUCGAUAACUUCCGCAACAUGCAGGAGUGCAUGCAGAAGUAUCCCGAGCUUUAUCCUCAGGAGGAAGAUAAAGAAAGCUCCUCUCAAGCAGAGUCCGACUCUGCUUCUUCCUCUGCCUUAUCCCCUGAAAAUGACGCUACCCAAUCCACCUCAAACCCCUCACCUACAGACGGCAAGACUGCCAGCUAAUCAUUCAUCAGUGAGGCUUUUGUUCUCUGUGUGACCAGCUUUCAUGACUCUCCACAAGGAGCUCUGAUCAUCUCCUUUCCGGUUCCAGCCUAAGGAGAGAGGACGUAGACUGGCACAGCUCUGACACACACAGGCAGGAUCUGUCAGACAGGAGGACAUUGUUACUGCAGAACAACUUAGCAUAUGUACAAAAUUAAAGGCUACUUUUAUUAACUGAGCACUCAUGACUCAUCAGAUGAUAUUAUUUAAUGACAGCAGUCCUAGCUAUUUGCUUCAGGGACAUUAGCUUAAAGACUCACGUUUAUAUGCAACAUGUAAAUUAAUUUGCUGUGUUUUUUCCAUGUCAGUCAGACAAAUCAUUCAUUGUUUGUCAGGAAAUAUUAAUUAGCACUGAUUUACCGACUGAAGUCUGAGCAGUAAUCAUUAGAUUUAUUUUUUUCUGCAUUGACUAAUGUUCAGCUUUUCCUUGACUCCAGAUAGUUUUUAGGUACACAGUUCAAUCACUUUACUUUCCAUCCAUCAUUUGUGUGAUCAAAUUAGCCCCGGACACCCCGACGAUUGGCCAACGGCAAAUAAUGAGCCCCAAGUAAGAGGAAAGUACUUUCCUUAGCAGCAGGUGGCAGUAGUCUGUAUUUAUCAUUACAAAGGGGAACAGGAAACAGGAAGGCCUAUUUGUUGGUGGCACAGACAGAUUGCUGUUUGUUUAUCCUGUUACUCUGUAAUCAUACAGCUGUUGGCUCCAGACGACUAUAUUGUUGAUGUUGCCAUCCAUCCAUCCUCUACCGCUUUAUCCUCCACAUGAGGGUUGUGGGAUAUAUAUGUACAUAUACAUAUAUAGUGAUAUCUUCUUGCUGCCUGAAUGAGCACAUUCAGAUGUGUUAUACUGUGAUUUCAGUGCUUGAAAACAUUGGUUCAGUUGUCCCCAAGUGACACAAACUUAAUAAAUGAGACAGCAGGAUAUCAACAGCUCCUGUCCUGAGUCCCUGUCAACUAAAAAUGCAGUUUUUUGUAAUGGAAUUUGGUGCAGGACAAUAUGAGGUUUACAAAUACACAAAAAACCUAAACUAUCCCUUUUUGAAGCUUGUUUCAGAAACAAUAUAUUAUUUGUUGAAAUCCACUUGACUCCCAACAAAGAACAGGCAUCAAGCGUUUUUUCUUUUUUUCAGAAUUAAUUUAUUGACAGCUGUCGGAACGUGAAGAGAAUUUCAUCAAAUGAGAUGGUGUUUUUGAAACGGACUACAGCUUUUACACAGAUGUUUUUGAAGUGAUUGUUGACGUCUUGUAGAAACUUCGGGGUCCUCGUCUGUUGCUGUGUGAACAAUGGUUGCCGUGGUUCACCGACACUGUAUCUGUCUAAGACCAAAGUGUUCAAUUGUUGCUGUCCCUCUUGUUUCAACACUGUUGUAAGUCUCCACUUUGGAAGCUGUGGUCACCACUUGGUGUCAUUCAAGCCUUAAAGACUCCAAGGUAUUUAUAAUAGAACAUGUCCAUGAUUAAAAUGAUAAUCAAACCA